This is a messenger RNA of Sinocyclocheilus grahami, 5055 nucleotides long. RefSeq names its product microtubule-associated serine/threonine-protein kinase 3-like. The record is from RefSeq and is a predicted model, not a curated record. Gene Ontology annotation, biological process: peptidyl-serine phosphorylation; intracellular signal transduction. The coding region runs from base 256 to 4581 and encodes 1441 amino acids. The transcript is spliced from 26 exons. Gene Ontology annotation, molecular function: magnesium ion binding; ATP binding; protein binding. Lineage: Eukaryota; Metazoa; Chordata; Actinopteri; Cypriniformes; Cyprinidae.
GCACCAUUCAAUCUCAAUCAGCUCUCACGCGCUCUGCCUACCGGAGUCACUUUCGCUUAGAAACAUGUCAUCACUUUAACUAAAAGUGUUCCUUGAGACUUUGUCUAUUUUAAGGAAGUGUCUGCACCAGCACAGCACAACACCUCGCGCUGUCGUUUGGCAGAUGUUCAACAGUGGGCACUUUGUGUUGUCUCGCGUGAGAUCUGAAACAAGCUGGUUAUUUUCACCUGAUCGCGCUUCGCGGGCUUCUUCGAGAUGAAGAGGAGAGACAAGCUGAAAAUCCCCUCCCUCACUUUGGAUUUGUCACCCAGCCAGAGCCCCAUCAUCCUGAGUCCAUGCAGUCCAGGCAGCCCCUGCAGUCCCUUACAAUCCCUUCACCCCUGGAGCUGUCGCAACAGUAAUAGAAAGAGCCUUGGGGUUGGAACGCCGUCGCCCACCCGCCCUCUUUCGCCUCUGUCCGCCCACACAGGUAAUACUCGCUGUCACAUGACAUUGAGCUGGCCUAAUUAUAUAGGAAUAUCAUUCUGUCUCCUGAAAUGCUCUUUGUUUUCUCUCUGUAGAGCGGAAGGGAGACGGUGGUCUCUGGCUUCACUUCCAUCCUCAGGUUACGGGACCAACCCUCCCAGCUCAACCGUCUCAUCAUCAUCUUCAUCACAAGAACGACUGCACCAGCUUCCAUACCAACCCACACAGGACGAGCUUCAUUUCCUGUUCAAACACUUCCGAAGUUCGGAGAGCAUGACUGAUGAAGAUGGGCGGCCCUCCCCGUUUAUGCGACCCCGGUCACGUAGCCUUAGCCCUGGACGAACUGGCGGCUCCUUUGAUAAUGAAAUUAUAAUGAUGAACCAUGUCUAUAAGGAGCGUUUUCCAAAGGCCACCGCUCAGAUGGAGGAGCGUUUGCUGGAAGUCAUCAGGCAGUUUUCCCCAGACAGCACCCUACCGCUGGGAGACGGCGUCCUGGGAUUUAUCCAGCACCAGUUGGUGGAGUUGGCCAGGGACUGUCUGGAUAAAUCCCAGAAGGGCCUGAUCACAUCCCUGUACUUCAUAGAGCUGCAAGAUAAACUGGAAAAAAUGCUGCAUGAGGCUCUGGAGCGCUCUGAGAGUGAGGAGGUUUCAGUGAUCACCCAGCUGGUGAAGAAGAUCCUCAUCAUCAUAUCACGCCCGGCACGACUGCUGGAGUGUCUGGAGUUUGACCCUGAGGAGUUUUACCAUCUACUAGAGGCUGCAGAAGGUCACGCCAAAGUCGGCCAGGGCAUCAAAACGGAUAUUCCCCGCUAUAUAAUCAACCAACUUGGACUUAACCGUGAUCCCCUUGAUGAAGUUGUGCAGCUCGAGGAGCAGUAUGACUCUGGCCCCACACUGACAGUCGAUUCUGAAGAAUCCGCAGAGCAAAAUAAAUCUUUACCCACACCACUACGAAGAAAACCCCUGGAGAGUGAUUUUGAGACUAUAAAACUCAUCAGUAAUGGGGCUUAUGGGGCUGUGUAUCUGGUAAGGCAUAAAGAAACUCGACAACGUUUUGCUAUGAAAAAAAUCAACCGGCAAAACCUGAUUCUGCGGAACCAGAUCCAGCAGGUGUUUGUGGAGCGAGACAUCCUGACGUUUGCAGAGAAUCCCUUUGUGGUCAGCAUGUUCUGCUCCUUCGAGACCCGCAGACACCUGUGCAUGGUCAUGGAGUACGUGGAAGGUGGUGACUGUGCCACUCUGCUAAAGAACAUGGGUCCACUUCCUGUGGAUAUGACCAGGAUGUAUUUUGCGGAGACGGUUCUGGCGCUGGAGUACCUGCACAGUUAUGGCGUUGUGCACAGAGAUCUCAAACCAGACAACCUCUUGAUUACUUCAAUGGGACAUAUUAAACUGACUGACUUCGGGCUCUCCAAAAUCGGCCUCAUGAACAUGACAACCAAUCUGUACGAGGGCCAUAUUGAGAAAGACACUAGGGAGUUUAUCGAUAAACAGGUUUGUGGCACCCCGGAGUACAUCGCUCCAGAAGUGAUCUUGCGGCAGGGCUACGGGAAGCCUGUCGACUGGUGGGCCAUGGGUAUCAUCCUGUACGAGUUUUUGGUGGGAUGUGUGCCGUUCUUCGGAGACACAACGGAAGAGCUUUUUGGGCAGGUUGUCAGUGAUGAGAUUAUCUGGCCAGAUGGAGAUGAUGCCCUUCCUGUAGACGCCCAGGACUUGAUCACACGAUUACUGAACCAAAACCCACAGGAGAGGCUUGGAAGAGGUGGGGCUUCAGAAGUAAAGCAGCAUAUGUUCUUCAGCGGUCUAGACUGGAACGGACUCCUGCGUCAGAAAGCUGAAUUCAUCCCUCAGCUGGAGGCCGAAGACGACACUAGUUAUUUUGACACUCGAUCUGAACGCUACCAUCAUUUGGCUUCUGAUGAGGAUGAUGAAACCAAUGAUGAAGAGUCUUCCCUUGAAAUACGACGGUUUUCCUCUUGGUCAAAUCGUUUCAGCAAGGUGUAUAGCAGCACAGAGCACCUGGCCACCCCAUCCAACCUGAGUUUCUCCUCCGACCGCAGUCACAGUGAAGAGAUAGAGGACCGGGCAGACGGGAGGGACACUCACUCAUAUGGAGAGAUCCAGCGGCAGGCCUCCACUGGAGACAAGAGGCUCUCGGCUCAUAGGGCAAGUCUGCGCCCUCGCACUUCUUCCAGCUCCUCUCAGCCUGAGCGAGCUGUGAGCCCCCUAGUGGUGAGCAGCACACACAGCCUGGAGGCCAUGCCUCGAUUCGCCCUCUCCACAGACGAUGAGGCUGAAGUUGUCGUAUCCAACCUGCGACGAAUCCGACUACGUAGCAACAGUACAGGAACGAAACACUCGUCACCAAGGGAACAAGGGAGUCCUCAGUGCUUUGGAAACCAGCUGGAGACGCCUGACAGGCAGCGACUCUCACCAGGACGCAAAGUCCCCAAGUCUGCAUCAGUGUCCACCCUCUCGCUCAUCAUCACGCCAGAUGACGGGAGUGGCAGCCUGCAGGCGCGCUCGAUUUCACAUCGAUCAUUUUCCUCUAAUCCAUCAUCCCGAGACUCCUCCCCCAACCGAGACCUGUCACUCAGCAUCAGCAGGCUCCGCCCCCCCAUCAUCAUCCACAGCUCUGGGAAGAAAUAUGGCUUCACCCUGCAGACCAUUCGAGUGUACAUGGGGAACAGCGACAUCUACACCAUACACCACAUGGUCUCGGGCGUGGAGGAGAGCAGCCCUGCCCAUGAGGCUGGACUGCGAGCGGGUGAUCUGAUCACUCAUGUGAAUGGAGAGUCUGUGCAGGGUCUAGUGCACACAGAGAUGAUGGAGCUGCUUUUGAAGAGCGGUAACCAGGUGACCCUGCAGACUAUCGCGCUGGAGGACACGUCUAUAAAGAUUGGGCCGGCACGCAAGCACAGCUGUAAAGGAAAGAUGGCCCGCCGCAGUAAGAGGAGCAAAUGGAAGGACAGUCAGGACCGGAGGCGCAGCAUGCUGAAGAAGCUGUCCAAACAGAGUACCGUCAUGCACAGCAGCCGCAGUUUCUCCUCCGGCCUGCAUCACUCUGUGUCCUCCAGCGAGAGUCUGCCAGGCUCUCCCACCCACAGCCUUUCCUCUGGACCCACAACACCCUGCCGGAGCCCCGUUCCCGACCACACCGUUGAUGCCAGCCUGCCCCAGAACGCCUCUCCAUGCUCCAGCUCUCCGAGUUCACCGGCAGUCCAGAUGCGGCCCAGCUCUCUCCACGGCCUCGGCUCUAAACUUAGCAACCAGCGUUACACUAAAGUGGGGAGACGGAAGUCCACCAGCAGUAUCCCGCCCUCGCCUCUGGCCUGCACUUCUUCACCACAGGCCCUGUCCCCUCAGCGCUCCCCCUCUCCCUUACCCAGCAUCUCUAAAACCCUCCACUCCUUCCACGGCAAGACCCUCUCACCCCCCACCAUCAUUCGGCACGUUGUCCGACCCCGGAGUGCAGAACCUCCACGUUCCCCUCUGCUGAAGAGAGUCCAGUCUGCGGAGAAACUCUCGGGGGCUUUGUUUGCAGACAAAAAGCCCCACACAGCCCGCAGACACACGCUGGAGGUCCCACACUGCGAGGUGGACAUCCCGGGAGACGCAGAGGCGGAGGGGGCCUGUGGUGCGACAUAUACAGUGGAUCACGGCAGGCUGGGCGGGUACCUGUGCGCCCAGAGAUUGAGGGACUGGCCCGGUGAGCGCAUGGAGCAGAUUGUCGUAAUGCGCAAGCUGAAUCUCUCCGAACGUAGAGAUUCCUUCAAGAAACAAGAAGCCGUGCAAGAAGUGAGCUUUGACGAGCCAGAUGACAGGGCUCCUCAGAUACCCGCUCAGUCGGAGGAGGAGUGCGUGGCGAGGAGGAAUCAGCUGGUUCCCCAGAUCGCCGUGCAGGGAUCAGAGAGCGAGGAAGCGGAUGACUGGAGGCUUUGCUCAGAUGAAGAAGAGGAAGAGGCUGAGGAAAACGUGUCUCAGAAUCAGGGAGAACCUUGGGCCGACAAAGACGGCCCACUCUCCUCAGCAGCUGCACACGAAGCCGCAGAGACAGCGACGCCAGAAAAGCAGAGUCCAGAAAAAAGCAUCAGAGUCCAGAAAAAAGCAAACUGAAGGAGAGAUAAACGACUGAAGACUGUUACAUAUCCGAAGGCUUCUCAACCCAACCGCUGAGAUGUUUGUUGCCACGCAGAAUUCAAACAAUUACCGAGUGGAGUAUUUUAUUAGAGUAUAAAUGGAAGUAAGCUAGUCUUAUGCAGGGAAUAUUUAUGCUUUUUUAUAUAGAAUUUACACUGGAGAUGUACUGUUGGCCAAAAAGAGAACUUAAUGGUUGCUAGUACAUUUUUCUCACCUUCUGUGAACCUGUUGAGGGAAAUUGAAUGACUUGAUUUUUCUAUGAAAAUGUGCCAAUGCUUCGAAUUCAUUUCAUCCUCCAAGAGCCUUUCAUUUUUGCACCGACUUUGUGUGCGAUGUUAAAAGCUACAAGUUCAAAUGAUAUUUGAAUGGAAUUGUCAUGUGGCCCAUUUCAUGUAUUAUUUCACAAUCUCAAAGAGUUUCCAGAGUGUUUGAAAUGAUACGUGCGAAGGG